Molecule: messenger RNA, 2022 nt
Organism: Hibiscus syriacus
Lineage: Eukaryota; Viridiplantae; Streptophyta; Magnoliopsida; Malvales; Malvaceae
Product: E3 ubiquitin-protein ligase arih1-like
Exons: 5
Coding region: 357-1919 (520 amino acids)
Biological process (GO): ubiquitin-dependent protein catabolic process; protein polyubiquitination; positive regulation of proteasomal ubiquitin-dependent protein catabolic process
Cellular component (GO): ubiquitin ligase complex; cytoplasm
Molecular function (GO): ubiquitin protein ligase activity; ubiquitin conjugating enzyme binding; RNA-DNA hybrid ribonuclease activity
Source: RefSeq, a predicted model, not a curated record
CUAAUUCCCAGCAUAAUAACUAAAUAAAAGCCUACAUUUCUUUUUUAAUUCUCUGAAAGAAAAAAAGAUCAACGAGAAGUUAGAAAACAGAGCUCAAAACAUGGAAAGAACAAACACAAGGGAAAUAAAUGAAUAAAGUCGUAAACAAAUAGAGCCGACUCCAUCUACUCUCUAUCAAAGCUUUGAUCUUCCGUUUCAAAGAAAUUAGGGCUUUUAAUAAUAUCCGUUCACAUGACAGCAAAUAAAUUCUCAUUCCAGAUAGGGUUCCGAUACAUGGUUUGGAUAUCGGUAAUUACUUGAAGUGUGAAGAGUAGCAGAGUCUGGUUCGAUUAUUUGGAGGAGUUGGGCCUUGAAAAAUGGAGGAUCAAGAAGCUUUACCUGAUGAUAUUUCUGUACCCUUGGUAAGGGGAGUUAAAGCAGAAGAAGAUGACGAUGACUUUCAGAGCUGCUGUGAAGAUGAUGAGGUAUGGAAGGAAACUGAAGAGGUGGUAAAGGAAGAAGAAAAGAAAGAGCUUGAUGAAUUUUUAGUGGAGAUGUUCUUCAAGGGCAUCUCUUUAGCUGAAACUGGAGACUCCAGUUCUGGGUUUUCUGGAAUUGGGGUGGUUAUGGAGAGAUCAGACAAUAGAGCUGUUAUUCAAGUGCAGAAAAAGCUCGACUUCUAUGUGGAGGAAUCUGUGGCUGAUUAUUUAGCCUUAAUUGAUGGGUUGACAGAGGCUAUGCAGAACAAGAUUUGUCGUGUGUAUGCCUUUACUGAUUCCACAUUGCUAUAUGAUCAGAUUACAUGUGAGGACAAACCCGAUAAUCCACUUUUGGUGGCUCUACGGGAAAGAAUCUUGGAACAUUCCCGUAAUUUGGAAGAGUUCGUUCUGAAACUUGUUCCAAGCGCCAAUCUUUUGAGGCCAUUGCAGCUAGCACAAGUAGCAAUUGGAGUUGUUUCUUCUCCUGCCAAGGGAGAUAAAUCAUUUCAGAAUUGUUCCAUUUGCCGUGAGGACAAGCCAUCUUUGAUGAUGAUUACCAUGAAGUGUUCCCAUAUAUUCUGUUCCCAUUGUAUGAGAACAUAUGUAGAUGGUAAACUGCAGUCGUCCCAAGUCCCAAUCAGGUGCCCUCAGUUAAGAUGCAAAUAUUACAUCUCCACCGCUGAGUGUAAAUCAUUUCUUCCGCUUGCUUCCUACGAGUCUUUUGAAAGAGCCCAGGCAGAAGCAAAUGUUCUUCACUCAGAUGGAAUAUACUGUCCUUAUCCAAAUUGUUCUGUCUUGCUUGAUCCUCGUGAAUGCUUAUCAACUGGGACAAGUUCAUCUAGUCAAUCAGAUAAUAGUUGUGUUGAGUGCCCUGUUUGCCAAAGGUUUAUAUGCAUGAAAUGUGGAGUUCCAUGGCAUUCAUCAAUGAGUUGUGAAGUGUAUCGGAACCUCCCUCUUGAGGAAAGAGAUGCUGCAGACAUCACCUUGCAUCUCUUGGCACAAAACAAGAGGUGGAGGCGGUGCCAGCAGUGCCGUAGGAUGAUUGAACUUGCUCAAGGUUGCUAUCACAUGACAUGCUGGUGUGGGCACGAGUUCUGUUAUUCUUGCGGUGCUGAGUACAGGGAUAGUCAGCAGACCUGUCAAUGUGCCUUUUGGGACGAAGACAACUAUGAAGGAUUGGUCACCCAUUCUGUCCUCGAGUCGGAACAAUGGGCUUGGGAGACUUUCAAUUCACUCCCAAUGAUCAUGGAUGCAUACUCAGACCAAGAAAGAUCACAGCUGGCACUAAUCCAAAGAUUCCUUGCUGGGGGUUUCAGUCUUAGUGACCAUAAUCCAUAUCAAUCCCCACCCCGCUGUACAGAUUCCUAUGUCGAUGCCAUGAAAGACCUCCGUCAGUUUCCUUGGCUCGAGAGAUUUGUCUCUGUAAUAAGUGACAACUACUAUGAAGACUAUAUCCAAUGAAGCCAGUGUGGAUGAUCUCAAUGUUAGGUAAUAAGUUGCUUUUCAGUUCAACAAGGUUUACAAGAGAGACAGUUUCUCACUCUAUUGGCUCUGUUUUUCAUUU